AUGACAACAGUGAACAUGAAUGCUUAUAAUACAACACCUAGUUAUAUGACUCCUGGUCAUCCUCAACAUGUUAGUUAUGGUCAACCACCACCCACUUCUGAAAGUCGUAUUGAUAAAGCCUAUGUUACAUCAAUUCGUGGCAUUCUCAAAUUUGCUUGUUUGUUAUUUAGUUUUAUUGCAUUUAUUUGUGUGACAUCAACAUCACAAUGUAAUGGUAACCAUGCAUUUUUGGCUUCUGUUACAUGGCUUGUUAUUAUAAUGCAAGUUAUAAUUAUUAUUGUUUUUCUUUUUCGACUUAAAACAAGAUUUACUGGUAUUGAUUUUGAAUUGUUGGAUUUCUUUGCAACAACUCAUGAUGCACUUUAUCUUUUGAUUGCAUCAAGUGUAACUAUUCAUUAUUGUCGAAUUCCAGGUCAAGUUGCUGGUGGAGUUAUGGGAAUUUUUGCAUUUAUAUUUUUGGCUGCUGAUGCUGUGACUAUUUUCUUGGCUCGUCGAGAUGAACCAGCGCCUAAUAUAAAUAACAAUGAUAUUCGAUAA
Molecule: messenger RNA, 537 nt
Organism: Rotaria sp. Silwood1
Lineage: Eukaryota; Metazoa; Rotifera; Eurotatoria; Philodinida; Philodinidae
Source: the annotation of a GenBank genome assembly